UAUUGGCGCAUGCCACGAGUGUUCAAGUACGACGAUUAUGAUGUCUGCCUCAACGAUGAUCCGGCCAUCGCGUCAGUGUACUGCGUGGUGAAGGCAGUCAUCCAACCGGAUAACUCGUCAGCCGUGUGGAAUCUGAUCGAACGGAUGUCGGAAAAUUGGAAGCUGCAGCUGAACCAUGCCCAUCUGGAUCGGGGCUUUUGUGUCCGCGAUUGUGAACGACGUCUACGUGAGGUGGCCGGUCGGUUGAAUGAUAGCGGAUUGCUCGUGCCAAAGUUCGAGACUGGCUUCCGGUAUACAUUCCUGCCGGGAACGUUCAGAGACACCGACGAAUACCGGCGAAAUUAUUCCGAGCUCUUAGAAAGGUGCGUUAACGUUGAGCUAACCGAGGAAUUCGGGCUCAAGGCGCAAACCGCGAUAGAGUACUGCGAUAGUAACACGAAAUCCUACCCAAUUGAUUGGUUGGAGAUAACGUUCAUUGUCGUGUCGUUGGUGAUCGCGGGCAUCGUGUUUGUCUCGAGCUGGUACGAUUUCCGAUGUAAAACGACACACGGUCUAGAUCAUUACAAGCAGGAUUUGCCGUCACCGGACCAGAUGUACCUGGUGUCCUUUUCGAUCAUUCGCAACUGGUACCGGAUCACCUCGCGUGGGGACGAUCAACUGAGCCACGAUCUUCGCUACAUCCACACCAUCCGAAUGCUCGUCUUCAUGGGCGUUACGUUGGGCCAUGUCGUGUUCUACGCUCAGCCAAGGACCGCACUCACCAUCGAGAAUCGUUUCAACGACUUCGCGACGAUGAUCGUUAUCAACGGCACGCAGAUUGUGACGACAUUCUUCGCCAUCAGCGCCAUGUUGCUUGUGCUGUUUUUCAUGCAGAAAGUGGAGGAGACAAAGAAGAAAGUCGGCAUCGUCGAGAUAGUCAUCAUUUCCGCUGCCCGCUACAUCCGGCUUACACCGGUGUACGCGUUCGUAAUGCUUUUUGAAGCCACCUGGGUGGUGCGGCUGGGUGAUGGUCCACUGUGGCAGAAGGGAUUCGAGACGGGUCGUACGUACUGUCGCGAGAACUGGUGGGCAAAUUUGCUCUACAUUAACAACUACUACAAUGUCGACGAACCGUGCAUGCUCCACACGUGGUACUUGGCGGCCGAUUUCCAUCUGUUCGUGUACGGACUGGUCCUGUGUGCCUUGAUAGCCCGGUUUCCCAAGAUCCGGAACCUGCUUAUUGGAACAAUGCUGCUGCUGACUUACACCCUCACUGCUGCCAUUAUCUACGUGAAGGAAUACGACGCCAUUCCGAUAUUUGCACCAGAGCAAAUCCGGUACUUCUUCUGGUACUGGGGAGUGUACAAGGACGCCUACGUUCCGACGCACAUGUACCUGGUCAACUACACGUUCGCGAUUGGAUGCUCGUUCUUCUACAUGCACCUGGCCAAGACACGUUCCGACUAUCAUUGGCUCGUCAAGGCCGCCUGGUUCGGAAGCCUCCUGAUGAUACCGACUCUGUUCGCCACAGGCUACAUCUUCUACCACUACCGUUUUGCGACACCUUCGCUCUGGAUGGCGCUUCUGUUCCCUCUUGUGCGGUUGUUCUAUAGUGCCAUCAUCUUUUUCAUCGGUGUGGGACUGUCGUUCCGGUUCUUGAAGCUACUGACACGACUGGCCGAUAUUCCGUUUCUCACGAUCGUCGGCAGACUUACGUACAGUGCGUAUCUGUGCCACCUGUUCUUGAUCAAGAUGUCGCUGUUUAACACGCGUAGCUUUUUCCGAUACGGUCUUAUCGAUAUAGGUGCCAUAUGGGCUGCAUCCUUUAUGUUGUCCUACCUAGUGGCAUGGCUACUCUGUCUAGUCCUUGAGUCUCCAUUCAUUGCCCUGCAAAGGCAGCUUUUCAAGAGCCAGACGCGAUCCUCGAAUACGAUGGAGCACUCGUCGAGCGAAACGGAACACGGCACGGACACCAGCUAUUGUGAGCAUCCUGACGAGAAGCAAUCCCGACCGAGCGUGGUUUUCAGUCAACGAUUUUAG
Molecule: messenger RNA, 2019 nt
Organism: Anopheles nili
Lineage: Eukaryota; Metazoa; Arthropoda; Insecta; Diptera; Culicidae
Product: nose resistant to fluoxetine protein 6-like
Exons: 9
Coding region: 10-2019 (669 amino acids)
Molecular function (GO): acyltransferase activity, transferring groups other than amino-acyl groups
Source: RefSeq, a predicted model, not a curated record